UGUUAUUAUUCUGUUCAAAACCAUAGUGGUAUACCAUAACUACAAUAUUUGUAAUGUGUUGAAUGUUUCAGCGGAGGUUCUAUUCGUAGCUUCUGACCAGACUGUAGAUGAAGGAGAUCCUGUACCGAUUAAGUUAUUUAGAACUGACACUGCAGGCACGCUGGAUGUAACUAUAACGUACACUGAUGUUACUACCACUAGCGCCGACUACACAGCAGUAACCCAAGUUACCUUUGCCAUUACUGACAAAUUUGUAACGUUUUCUAUUGACAUCAAUAAUGAACAGGUUCCAGAACGUGAUGAAACAUUUAAUGUUAGCAUUGCAUCAUCAAACGCGUACACAGUAGACGGUAACCCAUUGACUGUGACUAUUAGGAGGAAUGAUCAACUGACGUUCAAACUAGAGACUGCUACAGCUGCUGAGGGCACAUCGCCAUUAACUGUCACAAUAUCAACAACAGAACCCGUAUCGCAGUCUUACACGGUGGCUUUCACAAUCGGUAAUGAGGGAGGUACAGCCACAAGUGGCACAGACUAUACGCCGCCUGCUACCCUGAGUGUGACAUUUGAUGCCGGUGACUCGUCGCAAACAUUUGAUAUUGGUAUAACUGACGACAGUGUGUAUGAAGGUCAGGAGAACUUUGUCAUCAGUUUGACUGCUUCUGAGGAUUAUCUAACUGGACCAGACUUUAUCUAUUCGAUAUUUGAUAAUGAUCUGCCUGUAUUUGAAAUGAAGGUCUCAGCAGUGAGUGUUAAUGAAGAUGCUGGCUCCGUCAUCAUAACAGUAAAACGUGACCCUGUUGAUGGCAUAAUGCCUGCUGUCACGGUGUUGGUGCAAACAACAGAUAAAGAAGCAGUAGCGGGUUCUGACUUCGUCGUUGAUGGUACACCGCUUACUGCUGUCUUCGCUCAAGGUGAAACAGAGGCCACAGUCAAUAUCUCAAUUACUGAUGACGAUCGUGAAGAAAUCGCAGAAACUUUUGAUGUUGAAAUAAAAACUGACGCUGCUUACACCAUUGGAUCAACACCAAACACCACUGUCACCAUAAACAGCGAUGACCUUUCAACUGUGUCCAUAAAAAAUGAACCGAAUGCGGUCUUAGAAAGCGACGCAGGUGCACGAUUUGUCUUUCUGAGGGAGCUACCUGCUGGCGGAUCUGACACAGCGUUAGAUUUAACUUUAACUAUUACUGAUGGGACAGCAGUCGCAGGUGAUGACUAUAUGCAAGCUGAUCCUGGUGUAUCAUUUACAUUUCCUAUUCCUUCAGUUGGGGACACUUACAGUCAAAUGGAAUUUGAAAUCCCAAUGAUGUUCGAUGAUCUAUAUGAACCAGAGGAAACGUUUACAGUGGCAGUGCCAAAUCAGCCAACUAAAUACAAAUUAGGAUGGAGUAAUUCCGCAAUUGUAACGAUCACCGAUGAUGAUGAACCGAUGUUUAAGUUCAGUCCUGCUACUCUUACCUUAAACGAAGGGGCCGGCGGAACGGGUUCGAUCGUCAUGGUAAACCAUGCUGACAACUCGCCAGAUUAUACAGUGGAUAUCUUAACAAAAGAUGGAACCGCACUUAGUGCCUCGGAUUACACAUCAAUUACGUCGUCAAUAACCUUCACCUCAGCAAGCGAUACAAUGACGUUUCCCAUUUCUACAGGCGCGGAUCAAGUAUGUAUGAUAUACACUGAUUUCGUACACGCCCGUUGAAGGGAACAUUGUGCAAUUUGUGUGACCAAUUUAGAAAUAUCUGAUUUUUAAAACGUAUCUCACUUUCUUUCACUCUAUAUGAAUAUAGUUUGUAAAAUAACUUGCGAGAUAAAAGUUAUCUAACUGUGUCUGCAUAUCCACCUAUAGCACAAGAUCUAUAUGCUGGUACAUUUCGUGGUUAACAAUAAGGGAAACACGAUACAUUGAUAUUUUUUAAAACACAGUCGGACUAUGCGUGGUUUUAGAUGAUUUAUAACCACGACCAUUUUCAAACCCUGGUUGUUCAUGAUUUCUACCUACGUUAACUUACGGACCAUUAUCCUUAUUUCUAAAAGUAUACAUUGCCAGCAGAUGAUUGAAAGAAAUUAUUUAUCUAUAGUACAUGCUUUCGAAUAGUUCAGUAUUUAUUACAUCUAUUUAAUCACACACCCCCUCCCCCACCCCCAAACCGCCCACUACAAAACAACAAACAAACAAAAAAAAAAAAAAAAAAAAAAAAAAAAAAAGGAGAAAAAAAGGAGAAAAAAAGAGAAGAAAAACGAAGAAGAAAAAAUCAAUAGUCUGUUUGAAUUGAGUAAUCUGGGAACGGCAAGUGCUAAAGUAUUACCGAUGUUUAAAGCUUAUGAAAUGUAUAUGCAUAUAAAAUACCCAUAGCACAAACGGAAGCCGUUUCAAUGUGGGGCGAGACGUAGCCCAGUGGUAAAGCGCACGUUUGAUGCGCGAUCGGUUUGAGAUCGAUUCCCCGUCAGUGGGCCCAUUGGGCUAUUUCUCGCUCCAGCCAGUGCACCACGACUGAUACAUCAAAGGCCGUGGUAUGUGCUAUCCUGUCUAUGGGAUGGUGCAUAUAAAAGAUCCCUUGCUGCUAAUCGACCAUAUGAUUUAAGUGACAGGCGUGAGCAGGUCAUUCACGAAACAAAGGCUAAUGAGGUGGGGUAGAAGGAAGGUUACUAGCCCAGGACGGACUGAUCUUGAACCUCUGUUUGAUGUUGAAUGCUGACAUCCAUGCAUAGUUAGUAGGUGUAUCUACAGGGUGCAUCAGAAGACAACUAUUAUUUCAUUUGUUGCUUAGUAUCCUCAGAUAGGACACCUCAACACAUAUUAAGACAUGACUAUUUAGUGUAUAGCAUAUGAUCAUUCGAUAUUGGGUCUUAAAACUGAAACACAAACCGCUGCCCGAACAUAGGUACCACAUGUGCCUCGUCCAAACAACAUAUCAUUGCACCCGUGGUUGUUUGUGCGAUACUUAUGACUCUUUACAAUUGCAUAUGUAAGUAAUUGCGCCCAUAACAGUUCCCUUAGAGCGACAAAGAAGCUACUUAUUUAAUGUUUAACCACACUCCAGAAUAUUGUACAGUCUGUAAGUAUUAAAGGCAGCACACCAC
Messenger RNA from Gigantopelta aegis, 3081 nucleotides. RefSeq names its product FRAS1-related extracellular matrix protein 3-like. NCBI's taxonomy places the organism in Eukaryota, Metazoa, Mollusca, Gastropoda, Neomphalida, Peltospiridae. Gene Ontology annotation, cellular component: membrane. The transcript is spliced from 9 exons. The record is from RefSeq and is a predicted model, not a curated record. Gene Ontology annotation, biological process: cell communication; metal ion transport. The coding region runs from base 731 to 1699 and encodes 322 amino acids.